GCGGCACCACGGCCGGCGCCGCUCCCGCAGCCGCAACCGCAGCCGUCACGGAAGCCGCUCGCCCGCGGCGGGCUCCAACCGGGAGAGCGUGUCGCGCGAGCCGACCGAUCCAGAGCAUGCCCGCCGCACCACCCUGGCCGUGCCUGGCGCCUACCGCGGCUACGUCUCCUCCAUGCACGGCGGUGCACCCUACCAGGCCAACGUGAAAACCGUGCCCGGCAAGCGGGCGAUUCUGGAGGCGAUGAAGGAGCUGGACGACGACGCGCAGCGCUCGGAGGAUAUCGAAGUGCCGCUCUGGCUCAAGAUGUGCCAGCUGCGGCUGGCUAAGGUGCUGAUGGAGUUCAAGGUGCUGCGCUGCAAUGCCGAGGUGGCCGCCCUGGUGGACUCGAUCGAGAAGCGGUGUCACCUCGAGGAAGCGCUCACCAUCCGCUCGCAGGCGCUCAUCUCGGAGCUGGCCGAACUGCGCGAACGGCGGCUGCGGCAGCUGCACGACCACGAGAUCCAGCUGGUGGUGAAGCAGGGCCAGGUUGAGAUAGACCUGGGUGACUUCUGUCCCGACUUCACGGGCUCGGCGCUGAUCCACCGCUCGCGGGUGGAGCUGCUCAACAAACAGAUCCUGGGCAUCGGCGGCAAGAAGCUGGAGGUGAUGCGGGACGCGCUGCGGUUCCGGCGCGGCAUCGUCAUGCAGCGCUGGGAGUACGAGCGCUGCCGCAUGACGCUGGAGGACCUGGUGCAGACACUGCGCGACAUCGACUUCAUGAAGGUGACCAGGGCCAUCCAGCAGUAUCUGUCGGAGGGCGGCGACACCACAGAGAAAAAGAUCGCCCGUCUGGAGCGACGGCUGGACAUCCUGUACCAGGAGGCGGCGCGCCAGCGGGAGGAGGACGCCGACGUCACAGAGUACCUGGAGCGGCUGCUGCGCAUCAAGCGGGCCGACAACCAGCGGCUGGCGCUCGAGGCGCGCGAGCUCAACGUCGACGUGUCCGAGCGCGAGCUGCUCUAUGACAUCCGCUGCAACCAUCAGCGGGCGUGGCAGGCGCGCCAGAGGCUGGACAACCUGCGCAAGAUCCGGGACCUGUGCGACAUCGCCGGCUUCCAGCAGCGCUACAUGACCAUGCUGCACAGUGAACUGCAGAGGAUGUACAGCAAGACGUUCCCCAUGCUGCACGCGAUCAACUGAACUGGAUCAUUCUUCGUCUUGCAGACGUGUGUCACGUGUGCAAAACAUUUAAAGUUGCAUUAUCUUUCUGUCUUUGUUUGCAUUCUGCUUGAUGUUAUGUGGGCGUUUUUAAUCAUGAUUCAGUCAGUAACAGGCGUACUUCCCGUGGCUUGUCGACAGGUCAGUGGCAUGUGUGUUUAUAAAGUGUCCAAAUUGUAUAGCCUUGAAGGAUGAUAGAGGGACAAAGAUAUCGACAGUCUGAUAUUGUUCGUAGAUCAUUCAUGUAGCGAAUGUGUAAGCAUGUUUUUAUUUGGAUGUGUUAGAUAAUGACGCAACGCGCCAUGCUGCUCCAAAAUUACCGUCUUUAGUGGGGUGCAUGUGCUGAUCAAAUAAAU
Messenger RNA from Pollicipes pollicipes, 1554 nucleotides. Its product is annotated as cilia- and flagella-associated protein 43. The transcript is spliced from 9 exons. Bases 173 to 1180 code for a protein of 335 amino acids. NCBI's taxonomy places the organism in Eukaryota, Metazoa, Arthropoda, Thecostraca, Pollicipedomorpha, Pollicipedidae. The record is from RefSeq and is a predicted model, not a curated record. Gene Ontology annotation, cellular component: axoneme. Gene Ontology annotation, biological process: cilium assembly.